AAAAUAUCUUCCUGUUGAAAAACAAAGACUCUUUUAGUCUGGAAAAGAGAAGGUUCAUCAGGAUCAGCUGUAAAAGGAAAAAAAGUUGGAGGCCACACAACACAAAUGGAAACUAAAGCAUAUCUAAACUUGAUUUUACUGGGGACGAAAGGUGCUGGAAAGAGUAUGUCGGGAAACACAAUACUGGGACGAAACGCUUUCCUAUUAAAGAGCAGACCUGAUAGCACUGUUGAGUCUGGGACUGUUGAUGGGUUUCCAGUCAAUGUUUAUGACACAACAGGAUUCUGUGACCCAGAGCUGAGCGAAGAUGAGGUUUUUCAGAAAUGUGAAUCAGGUCACUGUGUGUUUCUGAUGGUCAUCAAAGCUGAUCGUUUCACUGAAGAAGAGAGAAAAACUGUGGAGAAGAUGGAGAAGCUGCUGGGAGAAGAACGCCUGAAUAAAACCUGGAUCCUCUUCACCAGAGGAGACGCACUGGAGGAUCAAAACAUGACAAUACAAGAAUUGCUUGAUAGAAAUAGAGGGUUGAAGACACUUGUUAAGAAAUAUGAUCAGAGAUACCAUGUGUUCAACAACAACAAGAGGAGAGGAGCAAGUGACCAGGCUCGAUUACUGCUGAUAAACAUUCUCCAGAGAUCUUUGGGGUUAAGCGCAUUAGAAGGAGGGAGACUGACCAGAGUGAUUCCUGACAGAGCAAACAGAGCAGAUGCUGAACAGACUCCUGCUGUCUGUCUCGAGUCCAGGAGGAUUGUUCUUCUGGGUCAAACUGGAGUUGGGAAAAGUGCAGCUGGAAACACAAUACUGGGACAGAAAGUGUUCAGAUCUGCAUUGAGAAUGAAAGCAGUAACCACUGAAUGUUCAGAAGCACACGCCACUGUUUCAGGCAGAUCUGUGUCUGUAGUUGAUACUCCUGGAUUCUUUGAUACAGAGAUGAGGCCUGGAAAUUUAGGGAUGGAAAUAGGGAGAAGUGUUUAUUUAUCCAGUCCUGGACCUCAUGCUUUUCUCAUUGCGUUUGCUGUGAAUAUGAGGAUCACUGAGCAGGAGCAGCAGAUUCCUCAGCAGAUUGAGAUGAUGUUUGGUGAAGAAGUGUUAAAAUACUCCAUCAUUGUCUUCACUCGUGGAGAUCUGCUGGAAGAAGAGCCCCUCGAGACACUCAUUGAGGAGAACUGUAGAUUAAGACAUCUACUUCAGCAGUGUGGAGGCAGAUAUCACGUCUUCAACAACAGAGAUCUGAAUAACAGAGAGCAGGUGGAUGAUCUUCUGCAGAAGAUUGACUCAAUGAUAGAGCAGAACGGAGGAGAACACUACAGUAAUCUGAUGUUUGAAGACGCUCAGAGAUACAGACGAGAAGAAGAAGAGAGGAAGCUGAGAGAAGAAGAGGAACACAGUGAAAACACUGAAUUUGCACAAUUCUUUACCAAGUAUGGACAUCAUUUGCGUAUGUCAGCUUUUGCAGUGGGUAGAUAUGAGCUUCUUGGAGAUGUUAUUUCAGCAUGUGUUGUGGGAGUUUGUCAUGACCGUGUUCAUGUCCAGACCAACCUGCGUGUGAUGCUUCAACAGAUCAACCACACAUCUGUGCUGUUCUACACUCUUUCACUUGUAUUCUUUAUUUAUUCAUUCAUUCAUUCAGUUAUAAUAAUUCAUCAUAUAAUCAGUUUAUUAUUCCAUUCAAUCAUAUAAUAAUUUAUAAUGAUCAUUUAAUCCAUUUAUAUACUGAUUCAUACACUCAUUAAUCAUUCAGACAUUUA
This is a messenger RNA of Carassius auratus (goldfish), 1745 nucleotides long. Its product is annotated as GTPase IMAP family member 8-like. NCBI's taxonomy places the organism in Eukaryota, Metazoa, Chordata, Actinopteri, Cypriniformes, Cyprinidae. Gene Ontology annotation, molecular function: GTP binding. The coding region runs from base 106 to 1677 and encodes 523 amino acids. The transcript is spliced from 3 exons. The record is from RefSeq and is a predicted model, not a curated record.